AUGCAUGAGCGAUUGCUGGAAAUGGUGUCGAGCAGCACCAUCUUCUGUGUUCUGUUCGUCAGCAAUUAUUGCAAACGUGGAGAGCAACCAUUUAUGCCAUUUUACUCAGCAGAACUUGUUGCAGAUGGUGUCGAGCAAUACUAUCUUGUCGCUGCUGUGUUCUUCAUCAUUCUUUGCUUGCUGUGUCUUCCAGCAUUUGUUGCGUAUAGUGUCGAGCUGCACCAUCUUGCUGUUGUUCUGUUCUUUCACUAG
This is a messenger RNA of Cylicostephanus goldi, 252 nucleotides long. The record is from the annotation of a GenBank genome assembly. NCBI's taxonomy places the organism in Eukaryota, Metazoa, Nematoda, Chromadorea, Rhabditida, Strongylidae.